AUGGAAAAGACGGGUCGAGAGUAUCUUCGAGCAGAAUUGAAAGCGAAGGGAGAAGCGGAUACCGUAGAAGAUAUGCUUCGAGUAGGAUUCCAUUGGCCACCAUUGGUCACCGUCAAUCAUUUACACAUGCACAUUCUCUAUCCCAUCAGAGAGCUUGGCUUCUUCUCACGUCACUUAACAUUCCGUCCAGGAAAAGUGUUUCGACCAACGAGUGAAGUGAUUGAAGAAUUGAGGAAAGAUGCCAAUAUUCCUGAUCCAUUUCAAAAUAACCCCGCUAAGGAUGACGAACCUGAAGCUCUGCCAGCACAUGCUGUUGUCAACUGA
Molecule: messenger RNA, 324 nt
Organism: Cooperia oncophora
Lineage: Eukaryota; Metazoa; Nematoda; Chromadorea; Rhabditida; Trichostrongylidae
Source: the annotation of a GenBank genome assembly